AUGUCUACAGAACUUGCUGAAAUCGCGGCAGAACUCAAGUCCGCGCUCCAUCAGUAUCCGAACUUCCCCUCCGAGGGCAUCCUGUUCGAGGACUUCCUUCCUAUUUUCAGAUCACCGGCUCUCUUCAACAAACUGAUCAAGGCGUUCAAGAUGCAUCUGGAGGCCCGGUUCCCUGACCAGACCAUCGAAUAUAUCGUCGGACUGGAGUCCAGAGGCUUCCUGUUUGGCCCGACGCUCGCCCUGGCUCUCGAUGCCGGCUUUGUGCCGAUCAGAAAGAAGGGAAAGCUGCCCGGAGAGCUGUACAGAGCUGCCUACACGAAGGAGUACGGCGAGGACUUCUUCGAGAUACAGGUCGAGUCCAUCCCCGAGGGGUCGAAUGUGGUGAUCGUCGACGACAUCCUGGCCACCGGAGGCUCUGCCAGGGGCGCCGGCCAGCUCGUCCAGAUGUGCAAGGCCAAUAUCCUCGAGUUCUGCUUCGUGAUGGAACUCGACUUCCUCAAAGGCAGAGACAAACUGCAGGCAGACACGUUCACGCUUCUCAGCGGCCAGACCGAGUCCCUCAAGGGGUCUAAAUAG
Molecule: messenger RNA, 576 nt
Organism: Ogataea haglerorum
Lineage: Eukaryota; Fungi; Ascomycota; Pichiomycetes; Pichiales; Pichiaceae
Exons: 1
Coding region: 1-576 (191 amino acids)
Biological process (GO): AMP salvage; adenine salvage
Cellular component (GO): cytoplasm
Molecular function (GO): adenine binding; adenine phosphoribosyltransferase activity; AMP binding
Source: RefSeq, a predicted model, not a curated record